Molecule: messenger RNA, 975 nt
Organism: Labeo rohita (rohu)
Lineage: Eukaryota; Metazoa; Chordata; Actinopteri; Cypriniformes; Cyprinidae
Product: basic salivary proline-rich protein 4-like
Exons: 3
Coding region: 1-975 (324 amino acids)
Source: RefSeq, a predicted model, not a curated record
AUGGAGGAGACCCGGGCCCAAACAUCCGGAUGCCCCCCCGAGCACGAGAGUCCCAGGAGAACCACCGCAGGGACAACCGCGGCCCCCACCCAGAAAAGGGCAGAGGAGGGCCCGGAGGGGGAUCAUCCGGCAGCCACAAUGCAGACGUCCCAGGGGGGCGUGGCGGCAAGCCCGCAGGUUCCGCCGGCAGCCGGCCACACCAGAGCAGACCGGCCCUGGGCCCGGCGAUCCAAGGGCCCCCCACCCCCUAGCCGGGGCCCAGCAAAGCCAGGGGGGCCAGGCCCCGCCAAGCAACCGCCGAGAUCGGGCCAGCGCUCACCCGAGCAUCCCGCCCGGAGCGAGAAACCACCAACGCACCGGCGGCCGGGGGCAUCCUCCACCGGCAGGGCGUGGCACCACUACCCCCAGAGGGGCAAUCAGCGCCAGACCCCGGAGCUGAACCCUCUUCACUCUGGCGUGGAGACAGGAAGACCACCCCGGUACCCCGCAGCAGCAGAGAAGACCACCAGCCCAGACCCCGACCGGAUGGCCAGCUCGUCCUCACAGCCCCCAGCCCCGGACAAAGAACAGAGAACAGGGGUGGCCACAAGGAGACAGAGGAGUACCACCUCCCCUGCAUCCCAGCAACACACCCGCACCCCAAAACCCUACCUGUAUGUUGGUGUGAUGGAGCGGGAGAAGGGAAGCAUUAGGGAUGGGGAGGAAAUCUUUGGAGGGGGCAAAGUACCCCCCCCUGGAGCCAGCUCCCCGCUGACCCCCAUAGGCACCCCCGUUGCCCCAAAUCUGCCCAGGGCAGGGGGCCCAGGCCCAUCCAGACCGGGGCCCAGGCCCAUCCAGACCGGGGCCCAGGCCCAUCCAGACCGGGGCCCACGGCAGCCCGGGCGGCCCACCGGACCCCACAGCAGAGGAAAACUACCCCCACCCCAUCAUUCAGUCAACUCCCAGACUACAGAAGACAAUAGACACCCAGGUUAA